Molecule: messenger RNA, 6293 nt
Organism: Boeremia exigua
Lineage: Eukaryota; Fungi; Ascomycota; Dothideomycetes; Pleosporales; Didymellaceae
Exons: 4
Coding region: 309-6212 (1967 amino acids)
Biological process (GO): proteasomal ubiquitin-independent protein catabolic process
Cellular component (GO): nucleus; cytosol
Molecular function (GO): peptidase activator activity; proteasome binding
Source: RefSeq, a predicted model, not a curated record
CUCCAGUGAUCCCCGGCCCAUCAUCACGAAGCGAGACGCAGCUCGGGAUUGCAGCAACACGGCGGCUACUUACAUGAACUGCGUGCGGGAACCUGCCCGAGACAGAUUUGCAGACUUCAAACAGUCCCUACUUGACUCGACCAGAGCCUCACACGAUCACUCGGCAACACACACACCAACACGCCUUCCCGUUCACUGCCGCCAGCAUUGAUCGACGCCUCUCGUUGUUGAUGAUAGCCGCCGACGAGCUCACCUCUACCGCGCCCUAAGCUGAUCGCCGCCGCACACCCCACACCCCUCCGCCCACCAUGGCAGUCAACGAGCGGAUAUCGCAUCUCAUGAGUGCCCUCGACUCCAGUACCGGUGCAGACAACUCGCGAGCGACAUCUCCUGGUGGCGACUGGCGCGGCGCCAAUGGCACAGUCAAUGGCGAGGACAGCAGAAGCCGCCCACGCACAUUCCCGUACUUCGAGUAUCUGCCUUACCAGACCGAAGAUCACAGCGAGCGCCUGGAGAGCUUGAAUACAUGUUUGAAGCACCUCUACAUCGCCGUGUCAGCCGGGGACUUUGCCCCCGGUGCCGUGCACUGGACGCGCGAGAUUCGAGGCUGGCUCUCGCUCAAGUUCGACCUUCCCCGCAGCACACGAGUAAAGCUUGUAAAUCUAUACUACGAGCUGGCUCUUGCGCCUGGGCUGGACUACUUGGUCGCAGAGCGCUUCGCCUCCAUGUUCAUGGUUUUGACCAAGCGAAAGCACUACCUGCGCCCCGGCAAAGACCUCAUCCUCGAUUGGCGACCGCUGUACAGGGAACUGAAGCUGUUCGUCCUGCCUUCGGAGUCCGGUGGCGCCCACCCACCAAAUGUCAAGCGCAACAUCCGAACGUUGACGAAGAUGUGCACUUUUGCACAGCUAUACUUCGACCCGAACGAGAUACCUGCUAUGUUUGAAGAGCUCUUGCCCUUCUUCAGCACCUCUUUCAGCGAAGGCGCGUUCGUUGUGGUGGGGCUGCUGAACCUGCUCCUGCCAACAAACGCUGCCCCAGAAGACAAGCCAAAUCUUCUGCCGCAGGAGUAUCUGCCUACGUUCUUCCAUUGCUGGUCGCUGGUGAACCGUUCACGGUUGUUUGAUGCACAUUUCAUUGAUACAAUCUCCAGAUUGGCCAGAGACAAUCUAACCGCACCACAUGUUCCUUUCUCGCAAUAUGGCAUGUUCACGACGGAGCAGAACUCGCACAUCUUCACAGCGAUCUUGCGUCUGCUCGAAAUCCCUGUUGGCCAGGCGACAUCGCCGUAUAGUUCUGCGGUCGACCUCGGCGCUGGACUGGCAGUCAUGCUAGACAGGGACCAGCGGAAGCACCCUUCGACACAUCACAUAGCUCGGUUCAUCGGCAUGUCGUUAUCGCCUGCGUGUGUCGAUCAUUCAGACUCGGUACUAAGCAAGCUGGAAGGUCUGAUCCAGGCUGUCGAAACGUUCUUCCACCCAUCGAACUCCGGUAGUUGGACGAGGCCACUCGCACAGCUAGUGUACUACCUCGCAGACUUCUUUGUGCUGCGAUGGAACCGGGAACACAGUGGCGAGAUGGACGUACCCAAAGAGCGGCAGCUGAACGACGAAGUCAAGAGGCGCUUUGUGCUGUGCCUGCGAGAGGUCACGUUCAUGGGCAUUUUCAGCAAGAGCGACAAGGCCGUCCAAUAUGCGUUGUCAACGCUCCAGAGCUUGGCGUAUCUGGAACCGAACCUCAUUCUACCAGGUGCACUGCAGCGAAUCUAUCCUGCUAUGCAGGGUCUUGUCGAGGUACACCGAACAAUCUCUUCCAUUCGUGCGUUGCACAUGCUUUCUAAAGUCAUGGCAAAGACGAAAGGCUGGCGGUGUCACGUUACGACCGUACUCGGGCUUGCGCUGCCUGGUAUUGACGCCAACGACCUGGAGAAGACGUUGCAUACGCUGCAGUACGUGCAGGGCGUCUGCUACCUGGUGCCGUUCCACGACCUCACCAAGGCGAAGAAGACCAUAAGCUCCUCUCAAGACGGCACAGAUACGCCACAAGAGGACAUGGGAGGUGACACAGGUCUUGCCAUGCAAUGGAUCACGCAGCAAGUCGAACGAUUAGAAACCGCCAAUGGCAACAUCGAGAUCAACUAUGACGAAGAGCUUAGCGACGAGGACGAACAGAUGAUUUUGAGAUCCUCCACGACAGGCCUGAACGAGUUCCUAAUCUCGUUUCUUGGCCGCGUCUUCACGCUUCUUGAGAACCUACCAGAUGCCUCGCGAGUUCGUAGUGGAUCCCCUGAGGAGUACGUGGUAAAUCAUUUGCCAGCUGCGUUCACACCGUUGCUCGCCGCGCUUUCGCCUGAGCUCUACGAUGUUGCACUCGACAAGAUUGCCAACUUCAUUUCGAAUCAUGUCAUCCACCAAGCUCGAGAUGCAAUUGCUUUCAUCUGCAACAGCCUUGUUAAGAUCAACCCUGAGAAAGCACUGAAGCGUCUUUUGCCACACCUGUUCGCUGGCAUUCGUACAGAGAUUGAAGACAUCGGCGCCGGCUCGACACGAACCACUGGUGCUGAGGUCCUUCCACGCGACCGUGCCUUGGUUUGGAACUUGAGCAUCUUGAGCAUGUGUGUUGUGCAUGUCGGUGACGCUGUCCUCGAGUGGAAGGACGAGCUAUUCGAAAUCGCAGAGUACAUGCAACAAAAGUGCCGUGGCACGCCUACUGUGCAUGUCUCGAACUUCAUUCACCACCUCCUUCUCAACCUAACUUGCACAUACACAAUUGACUACGAUAUCUACGAGCAAGAUGAACUUGCCCAGGGUAUCACUGCAGAGUCAUGGGGAAGGCAGGUUGAUGUGAAGAAGCUGAACAUCAAAUGGCACAAUCCCAAGCCUGAAGAGGUCGAAUUUGCCGUCAGACUGUUCGAAACACAUGCCAGCAAUUCCAUGAGUGCUCUAAAGGCACUCAUCUCAGCAGAUUCGCCUAUCAAGCGAGAAGGCACUGGAAAAGACUGGUCCGAUGAAGUGUCGAGAAACCUCGUGCUUCUGAGAUUGAUCAUCUCCGGCAUAUCUGUAUUGUUUGAUGUCCGACAUGAUCAAGUCAGCGGAAGCAUCGAUGCCGCUUCGGACAGUGGCUCAGAUGCCGAUGCGAUGGACACAGAAGGCAUCGAUGACGACGCCGGUUUAGGUGAAGCGGAGGAUGAGGAGGUGAAGCCCACGUUCCAGUAUGAAGCUGGAUACCCCUUGUCUCGCGAUGCCAAUGACUACAAGCUUAUCCAUGAUCUUCGUCAUGGCGUCGGCGAGAUCCUCCACGAUGUUCACCGAUUCCUGAUCGAGAAGCAGCCAGACGACGUACCCUGCUUCAAUGCUUUGUACAACGCUUACCGAUCUUGGUUCAUUGAUGUGGGUAUCGAACGCUCUGCGCAUGUUCUUGACCGAAUAUCGAGACUCCUUGACAACGACGAGCAGCCGUUCAGGUUUAGCGGGUCGCGUAAACAGUACCCUCGACCACUGCUCGUCCGACGCGCCAACGUAUACCACCUACAGCGUCUUCGACACAACGCUAAUCCGCGACCAAAGACUGAGCUCGACAAGCAGCUGUUGUUAGAUCUUGCGGAAUCUAGCAUCUCGCUGUACACAGAGAUUCGACGUACAGCUCAGACUGCAAACGAAUCAGCAGUGAAGUGCGUGCUAGGGGCUCGGCCUCUUGUUAUACCGACGCUGCUCGAUGCGUUCGUCAAAGCUGUGGCAGAGCAUGACUACCCUCGUAUCAAGGGCGCGAUGUUUGCCUUACUUUACGGCAGUCUGGCAAAGACAAUCAGCCGUGACUGGAGGUUUACGCCGAAGUUGAUCAAGGCGUUCAUCGAUGUCACUGGCGCCGACAAGCCAUCAGUCCAAAAGCUCGCUACAAACGCUACCUUCCAGGUGAUGGACAUGGGUAAGGCCAUGGAGCGCAUGGUCAUUCUCGACAAGGAAGUUGUUCAGGCAAUAGCCUAUGCUAUUGACUCCUCCGAGGACGAGGUCGUGCAGCAGAAGGUCACUAAGCGCCGCGAAUACAUCAAAGCGAAGCGCGCUCGCAUUGAGGGCAAGAAGUCUGACCUAUCGAAAGAGUUGGUCGAGAUUGCGAAGACGGAACAUUGGAAGAAGGUCAGCCGGACAGCAGCCAUUAUCGUCAAUCUCGGGAUGCGCUACGAUACCAUCGCUUCUGACGAGAUGGUGGACCUCGUCGCCAAGGGCGCGAUCGACCAGCAUCCCAGCUUACGAGGACUAUACGCCGGUGCGUUCAUUGGAUUGUUUUCGGUCAUUCAGACUCGUGCAAUCACUGGCCACAGCUACGAAAAGUAUUUGUUAGGCGCAGAAGAUCUGCCUGACAAAAUCUCUGUCCCUACUCGGCCAGAUGACCCGAGCUGGACUGAAGAGUAUCUCGACUCGUUCGCACAGCCUGAAGCAAAGUACUAUGUUGACUUUGACUACCCUGGAUGGCUGGUGUGGAACAAGACUAUGCCAGCUUUCCUGCCAAAUGCGCCCCAAGUACAAUACGACGGCACUGAGAACAAUGUCCGCCAGAGAAUUGCAGGCCAUCUGACACGAUCGUGGUUCUCCAACUACUUCGCAUUUAUGAAGCAGGAGCCCCGCGAUGCCAGCGCUGACCGUUUCCGCAUGUCCAGCGCGAUGCUGCUGACGCAUGCCUUUGAUCUCAUCUUUUGCGGCUUGACUGAAGCGACCUUUGAUGACAUCAAGGAUCUCACUGAGGCUGUGUAUAGCGAUGGAAGCGAUAAGCAUCAGCAUCGUGCAACUUCCGAGAUCAUGGCAGCGCUCCUGUCUUGUGCACCUGACCUGAAGCCUGAACAGCGCACUGAAGUCUGGGAGUACGUCUUCCCUAUCGUUCGUGGAAUCUUCCAGGACGGCCUCACACCUGAGAACUCGGGCUACUGGACAACUUUCCUGCAUGUUGUCCUACAGUCCAAGGACCCUCGCCGAGGAUGGCCCAUGGUCGACUGGCUUUCAAGUUUCCGCCUUGACAUGGACUCGAAUGCUGCUUUCAAGGAGAGUUCCAAGGUGCACCUGUUGAAUCAGAUGAUUAGCGAUGCAGGCUGGCACUUCCGUUUGGACGCGCCGAUCUUGGAAGAUUUCAUGAAGCACCUCGAUCAUCCUUACAAGGGUGUUCGUGAAGCCAUGGGGCAGACUAUCGCUACGAUCUACCGCACACGCUACCAUGAGUCGUACAAGGAUGUCGCAACUCUGAUCAAAGCACAGAAGGACGCCUCAUCAAUUGGUCUACGGCCUUACCAGCCAUCAGAUGAGUUUUCCGCCACGAUCACCGAGACUUUUGACCGCCUCGAGGCUUGGCGUCACCAGCGCGAGCCCGGUCAACAAACACCCUCGUCGUAUACCUCGGGUGGAAAGACCGUACUCUUGUGGCUGGACUCGACGCUCUCCUCCUAUGAAUGCACUCAGCUUGUCAAAUUCUUCCCCAACGUCUUCAUGGAGCAACUUCUGCACAUGAUGGACAUCAAAGAAGACCCUGAGCUGCAGUCUCUUGCAUAUCACGUCUUCCGUCAUCUACCGAAUAUUCCACAGCGUGAGGGCGAAGAUUCAGAGUUCAUCGCCGCACUCAUUAGAAUUGGCAAGACCGCGACGAGCUGGCACCAACGUCUGCGCAUUUUGAUCAACGUUCAGGUGAUCUACUUCAGGCGUCUCUUCCUCAUGAGCGUAUCGCAACAGCAAGAGUUGUUCGACUGUGUAUCAUCCAUGCUCAGCGAUACGCAACUGGAAGUCCGCAUGGGCGCUGCCGCAACGCUUAGUGGUAUGAUCCGCUGCAGCCCCCAAGCUUUCCGCGAUAAGCAAGUCGAAACAUUGAAGAAGCGCUUCACCACCCAGCUCACAAAGAACCCACUUCCAAAGAAGAAGGCGUCAGUUCCUGGCACGCCAUCUGCAGACCAGAACAAGCUUGUGUUGACGCGUCAUGCUGCUGUCCUAGGAUUGGGUGCUCUGGUACAGGCGUUCCCGUAUCAGUCUCCCCCUCCAGCAUGGCUCCCCGAGAUUCUAGCAGCACUAGCACGUAAGGCGAGUAUGGAUCCCGGUGUGGUAGGCAAGAGUGUCAAGUCGGUUUUGUCAGACUUCAAGAAGACGAGGCAAGACACAUGGCAUGUUGAUGUCAAGGCGUUCGAGCAAGAACAGCUCGAAGAUCUGGAAGGUGUAUUGUGGAAGAGCUACUUUGCUUAGAAGAUUACAGCCCCAUGCGUUGAUAGAGUGUACAACAACACGAUGUGGCGGCCGUAGUUGCACUUCAGACCAUCGAUCUGG